AAACAAAAAACAAAAAACGAAAAAGAAAAUCUUUUAUGAUUUCAUAGAGAUUCUUCAGGUUCUUUUUCUGUGGAAUCUUUGCUUCAUCCUCUUUGGUUUCAGUGUCUCUGCAAACAUGUAUUUGCCAGGGGAAGAAGGCCAGAAUCCCCCGAAACGCAGCUUCUCUGAAAUCACUGAUGCUCCUGCUGCUGCCGCCGAUCAAGAUGCUUCAAAGCGCUUCAAUCCCAGAAGGUAUCAGACACAAGUGUAUGAGGUUGCUAGGAGGAGGAACACUAUAGCUGUGAUGGAGACAGGUACUGGGAAGACAAUGAUAGCUGUGAUGCUCAUUGAUGAGAUUGGUCAAGCUAUCAAGUCAUCUGGUGACACCAAAUUGAUGAUCUUCUUGGCCCCAACUGUUCAUCUCGUUCAUCAGCAAUUUGAGGUUAUUAAAGAACACACCAGUUUUGAAGUGGAGGAGUAUUAUGGAGCCAAGGGAGUUGAUGCAUGGGAUAAGGAGCAUUGGGAGGAGGAAUUCAAAGCCCAUGAUAUACUGGUUAUGACGCCCCAGAUUCUUUUGGAUGCCUUAAGAAAGGCAUUCUUGACUAUAGAAGCAGUAUGCUUGUUGAUUAUGGAUGAGUGCCAUCGGGCUACUGGAAACCACCCUUAUACAAAGAUCAUGAAGGAAUUUUAUCACAGGUCUAGUAUCAAGCCAAAAGUUUUUGGAAUGACGGCUUCACCUGUCAUUCGAAAAGGUGUCUCAUCCAAAAUGGACUGUGAAGAUCAAAUAUCAGAACUUGAAAGCAUUUUGGAUUCCCAGAUUUAUACGGUUGAAGAUAAAACAGAGAUGGAAGUAUAUGCCCCUACUGCGAAAGAAACUCGCAGAUUUUAUAACCCAACAUGGUUUUCAAGUUUGGAUUUGAAAGAAAAGAUCAAGGCAUCUUGGACGAAGAGUGAUGCUAGGUUUUUGAAGCUGCAAGAAUCAAUUCAGAGUAACUUCAAAGAUUUGGAUGACAAAGUUAAAACUCUGCGGAAACGAUUGUCUAGUGACUAUGAAAAGAUCCUUUAUUGCCUGGACGACCUUGGUCUUAUAUGUUCUUAUGAGGCUGUGAAGGUCUGUCUAGAGAAUGCUCCUACUAGUGAAGAGUGUGAAGUUUAUAGAGAAAGUUCUUUGCAGUGCAGAUAUUUUCUUGACGAAGUUGUUGGUAUUAUAAAGCAAUCCCUUAUGAAUGAUUUUGAAGAUUUUUUGGAUGUUGGGUUUGACUAUUUAAAGGCAGUAGAUUUGGGCUACGUAUCACCAAAGUUAAAUGAACUUGUUCAGCUCUUCCAUUCGUUUGGGGUAUGUAGUGAUCUAUUGUGCCUCAUCUUUGUGAAUAGAAUCAUUACAGCUAAAGUAAUUGAAAGAUUUAUGAGAAGAGUUACCUCAUUAUCUCAUUUCAAGAUUUCUUAUUUGACCGGGAGUACUACCUCAGUUGAUGCUCUGACACCGAAAAUACAAAAGGAGACAUUGAAGUUAUUCAGCUGUGGGGAGGUCAAUUUAUUAUUUUCUACCGAUGUAGUUGAGGAGGGAAUUCAUGUUCCAAACUGCUCCUGUGUUAUACGUUUUGACUUGCCAAAGACAGUGCGUAGUUAUGUUCAGUCUAGAGGACGGGCCCGUCAAGAUAACUCUCAAUUCAUUUUAAUGCUAGAAAGGGGAAACGAGCAACAGAAAGAUCAACUAUUUGAGAUCAUCAAGAGCGAAGGUUUGAUGACAAAUACAGCUCUAAAUAGAGACCCAGAGGAAAGUGUUUUGAAACCAUGUACACUUGAUGAAAUAAGUGAAUAUAUUGUGGAUUCCACUGGAGCAUCGGUGACAGCAGAUUCCAGUGUCCGUCUCCUACAUAAGUAUUGUGACACACUCCCCAGAGACAAGUACUUUAUUCCAAAGCCAGCUUUUCAAUUUUCAUAUCUCGGAGAUUUUUAUGAAUGUAAGAUUACAUUGCCUCCAAAUGCGGCUUUUCACACCUUGGUUGGUCCUGCAUGCAAAAACUCCGGUUUGUCAAAGCAGUUUGCAUGCUUAGAAGCUUGUAAAAAGCUGCAUGAAUCAGGUGCCUUGAAUGAUCAUCUUCUGCCAUCCACUAAUAAGUCUUUGGAAAAAGAUAUGAAUGUAGAAAGAAAAGGGUCGGCUUCUGGCGCAGGAACAACUAAGAGGAAGGAACUACAUGGCACAACUGGCAUACACGCUCUGUCUGGAACUUGGGCAGAAAAACUCUAUGGUGUUGUUUUUUAUGCCUAUAAAUUUGACUUCUCCUGUGAUAUCGUUACCGAGCUAUAUUCUGGAUUUAUUCUUCUGAUCGAGUCAGAGCUUGCUGAGGAUGUGGGGAAUAUCGAAUUGGAGCUUUACUUAGUUUCAAAGAGAGUUAAAGCUUCUGUUUCUUCCUGUGGGCAAGUUGGUUUGGAUGGAGAACAGAUGGCGAAAGCAAAGCUCUUUCAGGAAUUUUUCUUCAAUGGGUUGUUUGGAAAAUUGUUUCAUCGAAUCAGUCCAGUUGAAAAGCAGAGAGAGUUUUUACUUAUGAAAGAUACUAGAAAGCUGUGGAGGCACUCAUACAUGUAUUUGGUUCUUCCACUUGAAACAUUAAAUGAUUCAAAUAAUGAAUCUUGGACAAUAAAUUGGGGAGGGAUCAGUUCUUGUGUUUCUGUUGUAGAGUUCUUGAAGCAGAAUGUGGGUGCUCCGCAUCGUAAUGGUGAUGCAAGAACUUCAGUGCAAAACAGAAUUGUUUCAUCUGGGACUGGAUGCAAUAGUUCACAGAUACUGCAUCUUGCUAAUUCUUCUGUUGAUGAAAAAUGUCUUAAAGAUAUGGUGGUAGUGGCCGUCCACACUGGAAAAAUUUACUCUGUUUUUGAGGUUGUAGGUGACACAUCCGCUGAGAGUCCUUUUGACACAUCAGAGUAUAAUACCUAUGCUGAGUACUUCCACAAAAAAUAUGGGAUCCUGCUCAUGUAUCCAGGUCAGCCUCUGUUGCGGCUGAAGCAAAAUCAUAAUCCGCAUAACCUUCUUGUCAACUUCAUUGGUGGAGGUGGGAGUGGUAAGACAUCAGAAUCUGGCCUUGUUAAUGGAAAGGAACGUAUGUAUGCCCAUAUGCCUCCUGAGCUUCUCGUCUGUACUGAUGUGCGAAGAGAAGUUUUGAAGUCAUUUUAUCUACUACCAUCAUUGAUUCAUCGACUAGAAUCAUUGAUGUUAGCUAGCCAACUCAGAGAAGAGAUUAAUACUCAUCCUAGCAGCUUACAAAUAUCAAGCUCAUUGAUUCUAGAAGCACUCACAUCAGUUAGAUGUAGUGAAGAUUUUUCCAUGGAGCGUUUGGAAUUACUUGGUGAUUCAGUCCUUAAGUAUACUGUAGGCUGCAGCCUCUUCCUAAAGUAUCCCGAUAAACAUGAUGGACAAUUAUCUUCUCUGCGCCAGUCUGUAAUUUGUAACGCAAACCUGCAUAGAUUGGGGAUAGAUCGAAACUUACAGGGAUAUAUACGUGACGGUGCUUUUGAUCCACGCCGUUGGGUUGGUCCUGGACAGCUCUCUAUACGACCUGUUCCUUGUGAGUGCGGAGUAGAUACCUUAGAAGUUCCAGUAGAUAGCAAGUUUCAAACUAGGGACCGCGAAGUUAUGGUUGGAAAGUGCUGUGACAGGGGCCAUAGAUGGAUGGGUUCCAAAACAAUCUCUGAUUGUGUUGAAGCCCUUAUAGGAGCUUACUAUGUAGCUGGUGGAUUAUCUGCUUCAGUACAUUUUAUGAAGUGGCUCCACAUUGAUGUAGAACUUGAGCCGUCCUUGGUUUCUGAAGCAAUUACUGCCGCAUCACUUCAUUCUUGCAACCCAACUCUGGAUGACAUUGGAGUGCUAGAGUCAAAGCUUAGUUAUGUAUUUUCUACCAAGGGUCUCUUACAGGAAGCCAUAACACAUGCAUCUGAGCAAGAAUCAAAACUUGACUAUUCUUACGAGAGACUAGAAUUUCUUGGUGACUGUGUGUUGGACCUGCUCAUCACAUGGUAUCUCUAUCAGAGCCACAAAGAUAUUGAUCCAGGCGAGUUAACUGACUUGCGAGCUGCUUCAGUUAACAAUGAAAACUUUGCUCAAGCUGCUGUGAGACACAACCUUCAACAGCAUCUACAACAUUGCUCUGGGUUACUUCAAAGUCAAAUAAUAGAAUAUGCAAAGUCGCUUUCUGAACAUGAUGGUGGUACCAAACUUCAGGGCCAGAAAGGUCCUAAGGCUCUUGGAGACAUGGUGGAAAGUAUUGCAGGAGCAAUACUAAUUGAUACGGAGCUUAAUCUUGAUGAAGUCUGGAGAGUAUACAAACCACUCUUAUCUCCAAUUGUGACCCCCGAUAAACUUGAGCUGCCUCCCUUGCGUGAACUGAUUGAAUUAUGUGGCUCCCUCGGGUAUUUUUAUAAAGAGAAAUCCAUCAAGAAGGGUGAAACAGUUCAUGCGGAACUUAGCGUACAGCUGAAAGAUAGCCUGUUGAUUGGAGAGGGGAUUGAUCGGAGUAAAAAAAUUGCAAAAGGAGAAGCAGCUCAUCAUUUGUUGAAGGAGCUUGAGAAAAGAGGUAUUACACACCCUGGGUCCGCCAGGAAGAGAAAGUUGGAUGUCGACCAAGUUGGUGAUUCAUUUCCAAAAAAGCGAAAGAAAACUGUGAUGCAUCUUCCUAUGGAUACAAAGUCCAGUAAUUCGGCCACUGAAAGAAAAAUAAGUACUCCCGAAAAAGACAUCCCAGUCAUCAAAGCAAUUAACAUGAAGAAAGGAGGACCUCGAGUCUCUCUUUUCGAGCUGUGCAAACAACUACAGUGGCAAAUGCCUACCUUCAAACCAACAGAAAAGGAUUUUAGUUUCAUAUCAACAAUAACAUUGUACAUACCCAAUUUCGGCAGCAUUGAAUGCACAGGAGAUCCUAGGUCAGAUAAAAAGAGUUCACUAGACUCUGCAGCACUUACCAUGCUUUAUGAUCUCGAAAGGCAGGGUAGAAUUAUUAUCGGUGGAUGUUAAUUUCAUCUGUGAUGCCUCCUUUGUAUUAUUAAUUAGGAUUAAGAACUGGGAGGGUGGCACCUUUUUAAUCCGGCAUCCCACUUCUCUUGUUGUGGAGCAGCCAAAAUCUGGCUUGGGUAGUCAGGAUAUGGCAUCACAGAUAACUAUCGGAUAAAGUGUCCAGAUACCAUCAAAUGUAUCAUGUAUUUCAUGAACCAAAUAACAUUGCGUUCAAUAUCA
Argentina anserina (silverweed cinquefoil) is the source of this 5206-nucleotide messenger RNA. Its product is annotated as endoribonuclease Dicer homolog 3a-like. Gene Ontology annotation, cellular component: cytoplasm; nucleus. The record is from RefSeq and is a predicted model, not a curated record. Gene Ontology annotation, biological process: siRNA processing. Bases 116 to 4987 code for a protein of 1623 amino acids. The transcript has 25 exons. Gene Ontology annotation, molecular function: ribonuclease III activity; protein binding; RNA binding. NCBI's taxonomy places the organism in Eukaryota, Viridiplantae, Streptophyta, Magnoliopsida, Rosales, Rosaceae.